Aplysia californica (California sea hare) is the source of this 3151-nucleotide messenger RNA. RefSeq names its product potassium channel subfamily K member 2. Gene Ontology annotation, cellular component: membrane. The coding region runs from base 967 to 2238 and encodes 423 amino acids. Gene Ontology annotation, biological process: stabilization of membrane potential; potassium ion transmembrane transport. NCBI's taxonomy places the organism in Eukaryota, Metazoa, Mollusca, Gastropoda, Aplysiida, Aplysiidae. Gene Ontology annotation, molecular function: potassium ion leak channel activity. The transcript is spliced from 7 exons. The record is from RefSeq and is a predicted model, not a curated record.
UCCCAGGUGGGUCAUGACAAGCAGGGUCGGAUGCCUGCCUCCUAAAUGAUAUAAAUUGUGUCGAUGGGGGCCGAAAGAACACAUAUAUCAUAAUUAUAAAUUCUCUCUCUCUCUUUCUCUCUCUCUCUCUCUCUCUCUCUCUCUCUCUCUCUCUCUCUCUCUCUCUCAGUCUCUGUUUCUCUUUUGAAUUCUGUCCCCGUCUCCCUGACUGGGACUGUGUAUCUGUCUCUUCUUCCCCUAACCUGUUUUUGUUUUCAUUUUGUUAUAGAUCCAUUCAUUAAAUAAUAUAUUUUCAACAAGAACUCUUCAGUAUUGAUCGCAAAGCUGAGUCCCUCUAGUAAACAACAAGUUGCAGCCCCAUCUUUUUGUGGUUAGAUGGGCCGGGUCCCGGUGGACCACACAUCUAUUAUUCUCUCACAGGCAGAAUACUCUGCACCAUAACUCAACCCAGCGCCUCGGGGCUUAGCGUCCAUUGAAUAAAACUACACACAGCCAUAGCGGCGACAGAAACGGCACCUAUAAGAGCAGCAGUCGCAGCAACAGCAGCUCUAAACCCAGCAGCAACAGCAACAAUGUAGACAGCAGCAGCAGCAGCAGCAGCAACGGUGCCUUUGUUUACUUCCUAACGCUCCCCUCCCCCAAAUCCCAACUCCCUCCAUAGCGAGAUCACAGCAGAGCCAGAGGGUGGGGAGGACUUGGGGUUCUCCAAAUCAAUCAAUACGAUCAGCAUCAAUUAUUGGCCGCGUGACGUAGGCUGGUGCCGCGCGGUGUUCUGGGAUAUCCAGAGCUUCGGUUUCCCAGGUGAGAUUGAGAGGAACAGAAGAGGGCCCCACGCCCGCUGGUACAUUGAAAUCUAGGAGGAAUCCGGUGGGUCACCAACAACACCAACAACCGAAACAAAAGAGGAAGUGAGUAUACAAGCCCCAGACCCCAACGUGUGAGCUGCCACUUGGCCAAGCUUCCACCAUGGGUACCCAACAGAAGGACAGCUGUUGUAAGAUGGUGAUGAAGUUUCUCUUCUCUCACGUGGGUCUGUGUGCCAUGGUGAUCCUAUACUGUGUGGCUGGAGGGUUCAUCUUUGAGCACUUGGAGAAGAACAACGAGGAGCAGAUAUGUUAUGAGUCGAGAUCUGAGUACUCACCUAUGGAAGAGAAAACCAUCAACUCUACGCUCAAGAUCUUCUACGACUACGGUGGUGCUAUUACUACUGAGGAAAGCAGACGCCUGAUGACAGUGCAGCUAAAGAGCGUACUUGAGACGUUCAGAAACAACACACUCGCCAUCGGCUAUGACGGCCGCUCGUGCAACCUGUACGGUCAGGCGAACGGACCAGUGUAUGAGUGGUCCUGGGCCGGAGGACUCAUGUUCUCCGUCACUGUCAUAUCUACCAUUGGGUAUGGACACAUUGCGCCGAAGACGGUGUGGGGUCGCCUGGUGUGUAUAGCGUACGCCGUACUGGGAAUUCCCCUGAUGCUGCUGUGUCUGGCCAACAUCGGAGACGUCCUCGCCGAUAUCUUCCGCUUCAUCUACGCCAGGAUCUGCUGCUGCGGCUGCUUCCGCAAGAAGAAGAAGGACAAAGAUAAGGUUGUGGCAAUGAAGCCCUCAGACAGCAACAACACAGGCCAAUGGGAGUCAGACAAGAGCAAAAUCAUUUCUGGUGGUCAGAAUGCCCCCGCCAACUCGGACUUCUCACGUCUGCCCACCCGGUCGCCCACAGAGAGCCUAGAGACAGGGGACUCGGGCAAGCAGAGACUGGGGUCUGCCAGCUCCAGGACCAGUUCUAGAACAGGCAGUCCCAACCGUGGAAAGGUGAAGAUAGUACCCCUGGAUGUGAAGAAGAACGACCCAGUCAUUCUGGACGACGACAGCGACAGCGAAGACGAAGACGAUUUGGAUGAGAAGAAGAUCACAGUGCCCCUCACCAUCACCAUGAUAGUUAUCGGCGGCUACAUUUUCGGCGGCGCCGUUCUCUUCGGCCUCUGGGAGGGCUGGGACUGGCUGCAGUCGGCUUACUUCUGCUUCAUCACGCUCAGCACCAUCGGAUUCGGUGACGUAGUUCCGGGCACAGACUUCGAGAACCCCCAGGCGCAGGCGCAACUUCUGCUGGGCUCUGUCUACGUUCUCUUCGGGAUGGCUAUCUUGUCCAUGUGCUUCUCGCUUAUGCAGGACGAGAUCCUUGCUAAAGCCAGAUGGAUUGGACAGAAGUUGGGGAUCCUGGACAAAGAUGCAGAUGACUGAUUUUUCGAGGCAGCUUUGCUCUUUGAUUACAAACACCAGCACUAAUUGGCAGAAGAGGUUGUUUAAAUUGUUGAAAUCACAGGGAUAUAAAGAUUCAAUACAAACUUUCUCACAACAAUAAUGUUACCGAACUGCAUCCAAGAAUAUUUUUAAAGUAUCAAUACAAACUAACCUAUUAGCGUGCAGAGUAUGUUCUGUCCAUAUGAGAACCUUUAUUUUGGAUACGUGACUGCUUUUUAUGGUAGCUUUUUACCAUAACAGGACAGGCAUCUUGCACCUCUUUUUAGAUUGGUCAACUGAAGACCACCACUCUUUCAAACAAUCUGUUUGUACACAUCGUUGCCCUGCAAGGGAAGUAGCGUAGUCAUCUACUUUUUUGUCUGGAAGUAAACAAACUGGGCAUGCUCAUUACAAUAGACAACUAGCAUUAUGUAGCCUACUCGUCAUGUGCUAUAGAUGCAUCUUUUCGAAAGCUAGAUCCACCAUUUCAUUUCGGUCUGAAUUUACAGCUAAUUUCAUUUUGCUGAGCCAAACGGGGCUAAGCAAACCAAAAUUUAUACUCGAUUCAUUUCCCUCGGAAGGUGGCAACGUACUGAUGCACUGCAUAAUCCUGGUUUCAAGAUGUCUGUAAAUCCAUACCGACUCCGACACAAAUAGUAAAUAGAUCUACAUGUACAUGAGUGAAUGUCUUCAAAAUUUAACUCUACUCCUUACGGUAGCGUCAGUCUACUGUGCCACAUAUAUUAUAGCUGUCCUCGCAACGCGUGUGAGCCUAAUGGAUUUCUUGUUGUUGAAAAACAUAUUAUUCUUCUAUUGCGUAUUACAACUUUAUUUACGUCUAACGGUUAUUUUUAUACUGCUGACAUGGUAAUCGGCCUUUCCGCUUGUUCUACUCUUUCUGAAUACCAGAAAA